AUGACUCACCACCACCACCACCGCCGCCGGCCGACUACACACCUUUACCAGCUGUCCUACCUCAUCCUAGUUAUUUCCCUCUUCGCGUUGUCUUCUGUCGUUGCACAGUCAUCAGGCUCAACCUCAAGUUCGUCGACCCUCGGGAUAUCGGAAGCGACAGCUACCCCGGCUAGUGCGGCGACGAGUGAGGGGGUUGUGAUGGUUGUUGUUGCGGUUGUGAGUGUGUUUAUUGCGUUGAUGAUGGUGUGA
Messenger RNA from Saitoella complicata NRRL Y-17804, 249 nucleotides. RefSeq lists its product as uncharacterized. Bases 1 to 249 code for a protein of 82 amino acids. The record is from RefSeq and is a predicted model, not a curated record. NCBI's taxonomy places the organism in Eukaryota, Fungi, Ascomycota, Saitoellomycetes, Saitoellales, Saitoellaceae. The transcript is spliced from 2 exons.